Molecule: messenger RNA, 1560 nt
Organism: Symsagittifera roscoffensis
Lineage: Eukaryota; Metazoa; Xenacoelomorpha; Acoela; Convolutidae
Exons: 1
Coding region: 1-1560 (519 amino acids)
Source: RefSeq, a predicted model, not a curated record
AUGAUCAGAUGUGGCGCAAAAAAGCUAGUACUAGGAGGCGACUUCAACUCCAGUGUAGGGGACACCUCCCAGAGGGAAGAAGAUGACGCGGUAGGACCAUUCGGACUGGGUAGGACCAACGCGGCGGGGAGGGAUCUAUUAGAAUGGUGUCACGAACAGGGGUUAACCUGGACUAGCUCCUUCUUUAGGCACAACAGGAGGGGAACCUGGAAGUGCCCAGGAAGAAGAACAUGGCACGAAAUUGACGGAUUCAUGGUGAAGAAAAAAGACCGGAGCAGGGUAGUGAAGAGUAUAAACACGGUAAUAGCGGGUACAUCUCAAUCGGACCACAGGCCGAAAUGCAUGGAGGUCUGGAGAAGGAAGGGGGCGAAGGCAAAUAGGAAAAGUGAGACUCAAAGGAAAAUAAACUGGGAAGCUCUUCGAGAUGGAUCAAUCCGGCAAGCAUUCGCAUCGACAGUAGACGGUAAAAGAGAGCAACAGGGUACGGGUGAGGAAAGUGAACGCCUAAUCAACUUGAUUAAUGAAGCGGGUACAGAAGUGUGCGGAUUUAAAGAAAAGAAAGCACUGAGUCCAUGGCUGGAUACGCAUUUAGAAGAAAUACAGGGGUUCAAACGGAGGAUCGGGGCACUUACGAAGAGUUUUGAACGAACACGAACGGAAAACUUUAAAAUACAAAGGCAGGAGGUCAGGAAAGAGUACAAGAAGGCUAAAAGAAGAUGGGAAGAAGAGUGGUGGCUUAAACUGGUAGACGAAACAAAGGACGCCGAAGUGAAAGGGGAUAUAAGACGCAUGUACAAGACACUAAGGUACUUAGGGGGGAAAGACCUCCAGAACAUAGAAGAAGAAUUUUUCUCGCCAGAAGAGUUCAGACGACACUUCAUGAAAGUCUCGGAAGACAGAUACGAGCGGGACGUCAUAGAGAUAAUGAGAACGGCAUCGUCAACAGAAAUUAAGGACUCUCCAGAGGCAAAGGCAGCAGCGGAAGAGAUGGAAGAAGCAAUAACCUUCGUGGAAUUCGAACGAGAACUGGCGAACAUGAAAGACGGAGCGGCAGGAGUAGACAAUGUAAGUGUUAGCGCAGUGAAAGCCUUAAGUAUAGACACCCGGAAAGAACUAUACCAAUGCAUGAUGGAACAAUUAGCCACACCGGUUGAGAACUGGGCCGACAAAGCUAAGGAAGGAUGGGUCAUACCCCUACAUAAGAAAGGAGCUAGAAAUGAACUAGACAACUACAGGGGUGUGUGCCUACUCCCGGUGUUGAGCAGGAUAAUGGCAAGGAUACUAACGAGUAGGAUUAGAAAAUGGGCGGAGAACAUAGAGGCAUGUGGUGAGAAUCAAAAUGGUUUCAGAGAAGGACGAUCGACGUGUGACGCAACGCAAAUCAUACUGAGAAUAGAUGAGGAAACAAGGAGGGUAUUGGGGAAGGCGGAGACGACCGGGAGCUGUACUGUUAGAUAUAACAAAAGCAUACCCCCGAGUCAACAGGCCCUUAUUGUGGAUGGUUUUGGAAAACUUAGGAAUGACAGAGGGUGUGAUAGAGGUCUUGAAAAACCUGCAUGA